Messenger RNA from Styela clava, 2107 nucleotides. RefSeq names its product xaa-Pro aminopeptidase 1-like. The record is from RefSeq and is a predicted model, not a curated record. NCBI's taxonomy places the organism in Eukaryota, Metazoa, Chordata, Ascidiacea, Stolidobranchia, Styelidae. Gene Ontology annotation, molecular function: metalloaminopeptidase activity.
AUUUGAUUGCUUUCUCAGUUCUAAUUACAUGUUCAUAUAAAUAAAAUCCAAAAUGAAAGUGAAAGAUACAACACAAAUUUUACAAAAUAUAAGAAGGGUGAUGAUCAGUGGAGAAUGCUCUUCUGCUCCACUGGAAGCAAUCAUCAUUCCAUCAUCAGAUGCACAUCAGAGUGAAUAUCUUGCUCCAUGCGAUUUAAGAAGAAAUUUUGUGUCAGGAUUUACAGGCUCUGCUGGAACUGCGGUCAUUACGCAAGAGAAAGCAGCUUUAUGGACAGAUGGGAGAUACUUUCUUCAAGCAGAGAGAGAACUUGAUAAUAGUUGGAUGUUAAUGAGGAUUGGAGUGAAAGAAACUCCAUCAAUUGAAGAUUGGUUGAAUUCAACACUGCCACCCAAAUCAAACGUUGGUGUCAAUCCAUUAUUGUAUGCAAACAGAAGCUGGAAUGCCAUGAAAAAGAAGUUACAGGUGAAAGGUCAUUCUCUCUUAGCAACGAAGAGUGAUGUCGUUGAUGCAAUAUGGAAAGAUAAGCCUGUGAAGCCGUACAAUGCUCUGAUUUUAUUGGAUGACGAGACAACUGGUAUGUCAAUGGGAGAAAAAAUUGCAUCCCUGCGCGAUAAAAUGCUGCAGAAUUCUACAAAGUGGCUCAUUCUCACAGCGCUUGAUGACAUCGCUUGGGUUUUAAAUAUGAGAGGUUCUGAUGUUGAGUUUAAUCCAGUUUUCUUUGCUUAUUUGAUAAUUGGAGAAUCCUCUGUAGAAGUUUUCAUCGAUAAAAACCUUGUUACCGAAAAAGUUUCCACUCAUCUUAACUCCCAAGUUAAAAUCAAUGUUCAUGAUUACGACUUUGCUUUGGAAUUUAUUCAGCAGCAUUGCGCAACUGCUGAUGUCUGGCUAACCAGUGGUUCAAGCUAUGCAAUUGUCUCUUCAAUCAAUGAAAACCACAGGGUCAUGGCAGCUAAUAGUCCAGUUGCUUUAAUGAAAGCAAUAAAGAAUAUGAGGGAGAUUAAAGGUAUGAAGGCUGCAAAUGUUAGAGACGCUGUUGCUCUAUGUCAGUAUCUACACUGGCUUGAAACUGAGGUCGUGAAAGGUGGUGUAACUGAAUGUUCGGCUGCGAAAAAAUCCCUUCACUUCCGUCAGCAGCAAGAUAAAUUUGUCAGUCUCAGUUUUGGCACAAUAUCUAGUUCUGGGUCAACUGGAUCGAUCAUUCACUAUACGCCGAGCGAAGAUGCUGAUAGACCAGUAACAGCAUCUGAAAUCUACCUCUGUGAUUCAGGAGCACAGUACUUGGAUGGUACAACUGAUACCACCAGAACGGUACACUUUGGAAAUCCAUCAGAGUAUGAAAAAGAAUGCUUUACAAGGGUAUUGAAAGGCCAUAUUGCCUUAGCACUUAUAGUAUUCCCUGCUGGAACAAAAGGCUACAUGCUUGAUACUUUGGCAAGGAUGCAUCUCUGGAAAGCGGGAUUGGACUACAUGCACGGGACAGGACAUGGAGUUGGGACUUUUCUCAACGUCCACGAAGGUCCUGUAGGAAUAUAUAUUGGCAACAGCAGCAGGGUAGUACAGGUUGCCAGUGAAACAGAGUUAGCUCCUGGAAUGAUCAUCACUGACGAACCAGGAUAUUAUGAAAAUGGAAAAUUUGGGAUCAGGAUUGAAAAUGCCCUUCUAUGCACAAAUGCCCAAACUGCGUACAAUUUCGCUGGAAAGAAGUUCUUCAAAUUUGAGCCCAUCGCCUAUGUUCCGAUCCAGAAAAAAAUGAUCAAGAAAGAGCUCUUAUCUGGCGAUGAAAUUCAAUGGUUAAAUGAUUAUCAUGCGAGGUGCCUUGAAAUUGUUGGUCGUGAGCUGAAAUCUCAGGGACAUACAGAAACCCUCAAGUGGUUGGAGCAACAAACUACGCCUGUUUAAAAUAAUGAACUGCUCUCUUUACCAAAGUUCAACAUAAUUAUGUUUGUUAGCAAUUUUCUCUCAUUUGAUGACAUUACAUAAUUUUAAGCAAUUUAUUUUUUAGCCUUUUUAUUGUAUCCACCUCUUAUAUUCUAUUUUCAAUUUGCUAAUAUUUGAUUUAAAAUAUAUGACCAAUAAAUAGCAAAUGUUAACUUGUUGUCAUUGAGA